AUGCUCUCUUUCGCCAUCUGGGCGUUGCUGGCUGUGCUGGCCGGGUAUGUGCUCUACUUCGCGAUUAAUGUUCAAGCAAGGCAGAAGCUUGCCGACAGAUUGGGCCUUCAGCGAAGGCGCUGUUCUGUUGCAACAACACCACCGCGAGAUUUGCCUUCGAAACAAAUCGCGGAGGUUGAUGCGAGCGCAUUAUACGUGCAUGCGUUUCCGCCUCAUCGCCGAAACGCGUUCGCAAAGCUCCCAUCGACAGCAGGCAGUCAGCUCUCCAGAUCUCCGCACGAACUCAGCCAACUUCCAGCGAACUACGAGAGACUACUGUCAGACAACGUGUCGCCGGAUCCAUUCCUACAUGCACUUCACGCCACACCCACGGGCUUCACCCUGGCUGAGAUUGAACAGCUUGGCCGGUUUCCAGAUUAUGCCACUCUCAGCGGAGUUCCGUUGCCCAAAGCCUGUCAUGAGUUUGACAUUGGUUCCGCACUAUCGAGGCCGUACCGUCCCUUCAGAUGGGCCUACCACCAGACGAUGUCUAUCACAAAGAUGGAGCCGGACUGGUGGCUCGAGCUGAACCAGGAAUACGCAGACACUAUCAGGUGGCGAGUGCAGAUUUUCGAGCAGCAAUGUGAUACCGUGUUGCAGACUCUUCCGGGAUCCGAAGUGGCAACAAGAGAAUUGAUGGAAAUUUGCUUGCAGUUCCUGUGCGCACGAUGUCCGCACUACUUCCGUCUUGACCUGGAGCGAAUGGUGUUCCAUAACGACAUUUUGAAGACUCAGACUGAUCUGGCCUCUACGCCGCCGAUGUUUGUACUGCUCCACAACGUUCCAGAAGACUUCGCCAUCAUGCUGAGGGAUCCUGAGACUGGCUUGUACACCUUUCGAAGUGGCAUGAUCAUGUCGAGCUUGGGAUGGUCUCUGGGCACCAAAAUUGGUCUGAAGCUGAGCGACAUCCACAAACCCGUUCCGGACUACAAGGAGAAGAUGGAGUUCUCAAUGGACAGGUAUUUCUCCAAAAAGCCAACUGACAAGCCGAUCCAGCGCGGUUCCUGGGGUCUGGAAGUUGACAGGCCGCUGUUCAUGCCACCUGGCGAUCCGCAUAGCAUUGUCCGCGAGGCACAGAAUCCUGAUCACUCCAUUGAUCGCAUGCACCUGAGAGUAGACUGGCAGACACUGAGGCGGCUGCCUCUUUCGGGGGCCAUCGUGUUCAAUUUCAAGGGUCUCUUUACGCCUGUGACGGAGUUUCGAGACGAGCCAUAUAUCCCCUCGCUGGUGCUGAAGGUCCUAAAGGAAGGGAAGCAGAGUAUCAUGGAGUACAAAGAUACUUGGCAUACCGAGCAUGUCGUAAUUCCAUAUCUGGAGCAAUGCGAGAGGGAGCAACUCGAGAAAGGUCUGAUUGAGGCAGAUUGGAAGCCCGAGACGCUGAGCGAGUCGCCUUUCUUUCCUGGCUGGGAGGAGAAGUGGCAUAGACAGCAAGGAUUCUGA
This is a messenger RNA of Cercospora beticola, 1479 nucleotides long. RefSeq names its product heme-dependent oxidative N-demethylase family protein. NCBI's taxonomy places the organism in Eukaryota, Fungi, Ascomycota, Dothideomycetes, Mycosphaerellales, Mycosphaerellaceae. The record is from RefSeq and is a predicted model, not a curated record.